UAAGAAUCAGCUUCAAUCAAGUAGACUAAAAUAGUGAUAGUCCAACUCUUCUAUAGUCAAUUAUUUUUAAUGAGAAAAUUGUUAUUGUUUUCAUUUUAUAUAAAAAUCAAUAUUCAAAGAGAUGUGAACAACAUCAAUCAUGCUUUUAGAAGCGUAAUUAUGAAAACGUACAUGCUUGCAGGGUUAACAAUUAUUCUUCAAAGUAUAACUUUUAUCUAUGAAGUUCGUGUUUUUGCAAUUUUCCGAGCUGGAUUCACUGUGAUAAGCUGUUUACUUGGAACUUACAUUUAUCAUGGAGCAGCAGACGACUUAUAUAUGAUGAGUCAAUCUAUAGCAGUUAUUCUAUGCAGUUUAGAGUGGAAUGACGAAUUAAUGAAGAUGCGAAGAACUCUGCUAAUCAUGAUAUGUCGAGCUCAAAAACCUCUAGUUAUUUCUCUUCUUGAUGGAUUGAUGCUAGCUUUAACACGAAAAAUUUAUGCAUCUUUCUUAUCAUACCUUAUUUCAUACAUAAUGACAUUGCGAGCUAUUGUCAGCUCUCAUUGAUACAUGUCGUAUGUGAAAUUAAAAACUUUUUAUAAGUAAUUUAAGAGCUUAAAUACAAAAUACUGGGAAACAGAGGAAAUAAAUCUGUUGAAUAAAAAAA
This is a messenger RNA of Chelonus insularis, 643 nucleotides long. RefSeq lists its product as uncharacterized. NCBI's taxonomy places the organism in Eukaryota, Metazoa, Arthropoda, Insecta, Hymenoptera, Braconidae. The transcript has 4 exons. The record is from RefSeq and is a predicted model, not a curated record. The coding region runs from base 70 to 543 and encodes 157 amino acids.